Messenger RNA from Trichomonas vaginalis G3, 3546 nucleotides. Its product is annotated as expressed protein family. The record is from RefSeq and is a predicted model, not a curated record. The transcript has a single exon. NCBI's taxonomy places the organism in Eukaryota, Parabasalia, Trichomonadida, Trichomonadidae. Bases 1 to 3546 code for a protein of 1181 amino acids.
AUGGAGAAGAAAACUCCAAAUAAAACAACCACAAGGAAAUCAAUAACUCCAAUUAAGAAAACAUUAAAGAUUCCACAGGAGGAAGUAGAAGAUGCCACAUUUGCUAGUUUAUCUACUCCUCAAUCUGCGAGAAUUCUUCGUCUUCAGAAUACACAGUAUCCUAACUUCUCUGGUCUUAAAUCAUAUCCAAAUUUGCGUGUUCUUGAUCUCCGUGGUAAUUCUGUUCAGUUUGAAACAAGAGCAAUUUUAAUAGCAUUUCGUUCUUUUUAUCUUACUGAUAUUAACGGCGAAAAAGUUUCAACAGAAGCUAUGGAGGACAGUUUCCGCUACUCAGGACUUGUUACUUAUGCAUUACGUCAUGGAAUGGAUCCUCAUAUUCCAGAAGAUCCAAAGGAAGCUCUCCAAAUGGCUCUUGAAUACGCUUUCCCAGAUGCAAACUCUCAAGCUUACUCCCUUGAUCCAGAAAAUGAUCAGCUAGUCACUGUAAAUACAGAAGGAGAUAUUUAUUCAUGGUGUAUACUUGAUGAUACAUUCACAUGGAGAAACCUUGACACAAACCAACAAACAAUUACUACAUUCCGUAACUCACCUUUGAAAUGCGUCAUCAAAGGAAUCCAAAAUACAACAGUAAUCAUCCCAGAAUUCGACGAAUCAUACCAUAUUUACGCCGAGUUAUGCGGUGAUGCAGUUGAAAGCGGCAUUAUUUCUGUUAAAGCUCCUCUCAGUUCAGAGAUUACAUGGCGUAAUUUCGAAGAUGACGAAAUCAUUUCAAAGGACUGCCUUGUUUUACCUCUUACAUCCAAAGAUAUUGGAAAUAUCAUUGCAUGUGAUAUCUCUCCAGCUCCAGGACUUCCAACUACAAGAUUGAUUACAACGCCGGUCAGACCAGGCGAAUUCCGCUUCAAGUCUCUCCGUAUGCAAGGCCAGAUGAUUGAAGGUGAUGAUAUUUCCUUUGAUGUUUCGACUCGUGGAUCGAAAGCUACUUUCAAGGGCGUCAGAAUCCUCCGCAGUGCUCAUCACGGUGAAUGGAAGAAUGUUUGCACCCUUGAUGCCGACAAUCUUACUUACAAACUUACUGUAUACGAUAUCGGUUGCGUAAUUCGCGCCGUUUGCCUCACAGAAGGUGGCGGACCACCACUAAUGCUCACAUCCAGUGAAAGAGUACAGCCUUCCGCUCCGAAAUUCUCCGACCAACUUAUUACAGGGGCUGGCACCGUUGGCUCCCCCUUAUUUGCUGUUGCCACGUAUACAGGCGGCAUCCAAGGAAACUGCCGCUACGAGUGGAAUAUUGGCAAGAACGAUGAGCGCAGCCGCCCUGUUGUUGUUCCAACAGCAGAAGAUGUCGGCAAACUCGUUAAAUGCAAGAUGACACCAUUGCGCAGUGAUGGAUCUAUUGGCAAACCAGUCAUUACCGAAUUUCCAGCCAUCAAACAGCAAGGAAAGAAUAAGGUUCUUGCAGAAAAAUUCCUAAAUUACAGGACAACUUCAAAGCAAGGCAAGAUAAUGAUGACAAUCGACGACGAAGAUAGCGGCAAGACCAAUAUCAUCCACGAAGGCGAGACAGUUGUCAUUCCUGAUGAAGUUGAUUGGGCAAUUGUCGCAUCCAACAAGAUUCAUAGCCAGGGACAUGGAAAAUCCUUCACAGCAAAGAAGGAGUUCAUCAAAUGUCUCGUUGUCCUAUUCACAGACAGUUAUUUCGCAUUACUCGGACAAAUUGAAGCAGCAGAUCCAACAGCCACUGAUUUACAGCUUCAUUUCGAGCCCGCCUCAUCAAUGAUCUCCGUUACUUACACCUAUUCCGGAGGUCUCGAGGGCAGAACAGUUGUUCAAUGGAACAAAAUCGACAAAAGUGGCAAAGAAACACCGAUUUCUUUCGGAAAAUCAUACCACGUUGUCUUAGCCGACAAAGGAUUUUCGUUCAGAGCAAUUGUUACUCCUGUUUCUCUCGACGGAAAGAGAGGAACAUCGACACAAUCCGAUACAAUGCAGAUCAAGCCAACAGACAUUCUUGCCGAACAAGAAACUCCACUUAAUUUGGUUUUCCCCCCUGAAAUCUAUGAAAACGAGUCAUUGGUCAUUGCCCAAGAACAAGAGAAAGUUCCUAAAGGAUCAACAAAAGUCAUUGUUUCUCAGCAGUUGACAAAGAGAAUGAGAGUUUUCUGGGAGAAUGCAAACGGCGAAUUGCUUGCAGAAGGCCUCGUCUUCAAUCCAACUGUCAACGACUUGAACCAGAAGAUAACAGUAAGAAUCGUUGACAGAGUAAACUCCCAAGAACUCUUCUCAGUUUACAUGCCAGAAAUAAAGUCACUUCCUCCAACCGUCGAAAACUUGACAAUAAAGAUCGAAGACGGCAGAGUGAAGAACGGAAGACAGACGAAAUAUAUCGGUGUUUACUGGGAGAACUACAAAGGCGGCAUCGAAGGAAAGCACACGAUCAUAUGGAGAGGAAAGAGACCUGACUCAUCAGAGUUCCAAGAGAUUGCAAGGACAAACAGAACAUGGAUUGAAAUUGAUUACAUUCAGUUCUCUAACUGGACAAUUUCAGCAACAUUGAUACCAACAAAUAACCACGGAGAAGAAGGAAAUCCAAUGGAAACAAACGAAAUCAAAGUUCCUGUUGCUCCUUCCGAAAGAGUUGUCGCUAUAAAGAAUGCUGUAAUCAAACCAUCAAAGGAUUACAAAUCAUUCAUUUGCGAAGUCGAAACAGACGGUGCUCCAGGAACAAUUGAAUAUCUUUGGGGAUAUUUGGUCGAUGGAGAAGAACAAUACACUGAUAUCGAUACAAAGGAAAGAGAGAUAACAGAAGAUGAUUUCGAUUAUCCACCAUUCUGCAAGCUCCAAACAAUUGGUACACAAGGGCAGAAAGGUGAGAAAGCAUUGGUUUACUUGUCAAUGGAUACAAGAGAACUUUUCUCACCAAAGAUCGAAACUGUCAAUUUCAUUUCGAACGGACAAAAGCAAUCCAAGGCUUUUUAUGUUGGAGAUGAGUUGACACUUGAUAUUGUCCACAGUGGUCCUCCAGCAACAGAAGUCGAUAUCAAAUGGCAGAGACAAGUUAAUGGAGAAUGGACUGAUAUCGCAGAAGGAAACUCUUACAUCACAAAUGGAAAUGACCAGUACUUAAGAUGCCUUGUCGUAAUGACAGUUAACGCUGAUGUUCUUUUGGAACCAAUAAGUUCCGAACAAUUUACGACACAGACAAUUGUUGUUCAGCCAAAUUCAACUGUCGUUAAAUUGGCGACAGCUUUAAGAAGGGCAAGAGCUAAUUUCGAUUGCAAAUUGUCUGUUGGCGAUGAAGUUAAUAUUUCCAUUGAUAUCACUUCAUUCACAAUGAAGAAUAAGACAUCAACAUUGUUUACAGAUAAAGUUAAUUUCAUCAAUGCAAAGAUUAGCGAUGUAAGAGAAGAUUUGGUCGAAAUAAAGGCCAGACAUGGAUAUAAUACAGAACUAGUUUUCGACCAGAUGAAGAUGAAGGGUGGAACAAAGUUAUCUGCAAGACUUGCAAGAGAGUUAUUUGUUGAAACAUUGAAUAGAUUCAAGAAAUAA